AUGGAUUUAACAAAACAUCGUCAAAUACUAAAUGAAGAACUACAUCUUAUUAUUAAUGAUUAUGAUGAAUUUAAACAAAGAUUUAGUGAACAAAAGCCCAGUCCACAUGAUCUUUCUUUAAUAGAUCAAAUUAAUCAAUGGGAAUUAGAUUCAAUUGAAAUAAUUAAACAACGAGCAAAAAAUUGUAGAGAAAUUGCCACUGAAUCAUUACAAACAUGCAUUAAUGAUAUUGAAAUGAAAUUUAAUGACUUAAAUGAACAACUAAAACAAUUUCAUAGUGAAAAUGAAUUUAAUGAGAUUAAUUUGAAUUAUUUAAGAAAUGAAUUUAAAAAAAUUAGAGAAGAAUUAAAUAAUCCAUCAAAUAUUUCUAUUCAACAAGAUUCUCAAUCAUUUAUCAAUGAAAUUUCAAUUAUUUCAUUGGAAAAAAGACCAAAAUUCAGUAAAGGGAGACAAAAUGCCAUCACUGUGGCUGGUGGAAAUAAACAAGGAAAACAGUUAAAUCAACUAAAACACCCUCAUGGAAUCUUUAUUGAUAAAAACAAAAAUAUUUUCAUUGCUGAUUAUUAUAAUCAUCGUAUUGUUGAAUGGAAAUAUAAUGCAAAAGAAGGACAAAUCAUUGCAGGCGCAAAUAGCAGCGGAAAUCAAAUAAACCAAUUGAAUCGACCAAUAGAUGUGAUUGUUGAUCAACAAAAUCAUUCGAUCAUCAUUGCUGAUAAAGGGAACAGACGAGUGAUUCAAUGGUUGAAUCAAAAGCAACAAAUUCUUAUCGACAAUGUUUACUGUAAUGGCUUGUCAAUGGAUAAAUAUCGAUUUCUUUAUGUUUCAGAUUCGAAGAAGCAUGAAGUGAGACGAUGGAAAAUGGGUGAAUACAACAACGAAGGAACUGUAGUGGCAGGUGGAAAUGGAAAAGGGAAUCAGCUCAAUCAAUUCAAUUAUCCUACUUUUAUCUUUGUUGAUGAAGAUCAAUCUGUUUAUGUAUCAGAUAGGCACAAUCAUCGUGUGAUGAAAUGGAGCAAAGGUGCCAUACGAGGAAGAAUUGUGGCUGGAGGAAAUGGUGUUGGAAAAAAUCUCAAUCAAUUGUCUUCACCUGAAGGAGUCAUCCGUGAAGGAAAAGAAGAAGGUGGAAUUGUUGUUGGUGAAAAUGGUGAAGGAAGUCAAUCAAAUCGACUGAAUGGUGCCCGUGGUAUAUCUUUUGAUGGUGAAGGAAAUCUUUAUGUUGUUGGUUUGGCAAAUCAUCGAAUUAGAAAAUUUAAAAUAGUUUUGUGA
Molecule: messenger RNA, 1266 nt
Organism: Adineta steineri
Lineage: Eukaryota; Metazoa; Rotifera; Eurotatoria; Adinetida; Adinetidae
Source: the annotation of a GenBank genome assembly